GCCCCGAGCCCUGCGCCUGCGUGGACAAGUACGCCCACCAGUUCGCCGACUGCGCCUACAAGGAUCUUCAGGUGGUGCCCACCGGGUUGCCCUCCAACGUGACCACCCUCAGCCUCUCGGCCAACAAGAUCACCUCGCUGCAGCGGCGUUCCUUCGUGGAGGUGACCCAGGUCACCUCCCUCUGGUUGGCGCACAACGAGAUCCGCUCCAUCGAGCCCGGUACCUUCGCCAUCCUGGUACAGCUGAAAAACCUCGACAUCAGCCACAACCAGAUCGUGGACUUCCCCUGGCAGGACCUCUACAACCUCAGCGCUCUCCAGCUGCUCAAGAUGAACAAUAACCACAUGGCUCUGGUGCCUCAGGGGGCUUUCCACACCCUGAAGGACCUCCGGUCCCUACGCAUCAACAACAACAAGUUCACCAGCCUUGCAGAGGGUAUCUUCGACUCGCUCAGUUCCCUCUCCCACCUGCAGAUCUACAACAACCCCUUUGAGUGCUCCUGCAAGCUCCAGUGGUUGAAGAAGUGGAUGGACAGCACGCUCAUCUCCAUCCCUGAGAAGGACUCCAUCACUUGUGCCCUCCCAGAGCAGCUCCGAGGAGUGCCGGUGGGGAAGAUCCCAGACGUGCAGUGUACCUCGCCUACCGUGCAGCUCACUUACUACCCCAACCUGGACACCACGGAGCUCUUUGAUGGCUUCACCCUGACGCUGCACUGCGCUGUCACGGGCACCCCACCGCCCGAAGUGAGCUGGAAGAUCCGCACCUCCAGCCAAACCCUGGAGCUCAACGGCAACCCGAAGGAGAGCGCCGGGAAGGACCUCCCCAAACAGGACCCCGAGCGCUUCUUGGUCUUCAAGAACGGCACGUUGCUGAUUCCCCAUCUAAGCAAGAGGGAAGAAGGCACCUACACCUGCCUGGCCACCAAUGAAAUGGGGAGCAACCAGACCUCGGUCAACGUGGCUGUGGCAGGCACUCAGAAAUACCCGCUGCAGCCUGGGAGGGACCCGCUGGGGGGUAAAGCGCAACCAGGUGACAAGAAACCUGGAGCCAAGGGAGCAAAGAACAGUGUGCUCAUGCCAGAUGAGAGGAACAAACCCCUCGGUCCCACCCGGCAGAGCCAACCGUCCUCGGCAGCUGGGACGGAGUCCACGGGAGAUGGGCAAGUCCCUUUCCAGCUUCCACCCUUUGAGAAGAAGUGUGGCUCCACGCAAACCAGCAAGUACAUUUCCAACCACGCCUUCAACCAGAGCGGCGACUUCAAGCAGCACACGUUCGACCUGGGGGUGAUCGCUUUAGAUGUGUCGGAGCGUGAUGCUCGGGUACAGCUCACGCCCACCUACAUGCAGCCCGAGAAGGUCCACCUCAGGAUGCUCUACCUGUGCCAGGAGAGCAGCCAGGGCCACGCCUUGGUCCAGUGGUCCAAGAUCGAGGAAGGGGUGAACUCAUACUGGUUCCAGGGCUUGAACCCUGGCACCAACUACUCCGUAUGUCUCACCUACCUGGGGGAGGACUGCCAGGUCCAAGUGGUCUUCACCACCAAAAAAGAGAUCCCCUCGCUCAUCAUCAUCGUGGUCGUGAGCAUCUUCUUGCUGGUGCUAGCCACCUUACCCCUGAUGGGGGCCACGUGGUGCCACCUCCUCUCCAAGUACCAAGGGAAGACCUACAAGCUCAUCAUGAAGGCCCAGAACCCGGACCAGAUGGAGAAGCAUAUGGCUGCUGACUUCGACCCCCGCGCCUCCUACCUGGAGUCCGAGAAGAACUACAAUCCCAGCGAGGUGGGGGAAGCGGACGUGGAGGAAGAAGAGGAGGAGGAGGAGGAUGACGAAGGAGGCAGGAGGAGGAGGAGGAGAGAAACCGAAGGGGCUCCAGAGCUGGAGCGAGAGGAGAGCGUGGCAGCCAGCUCCAUGGCGGAGUCGCAAUCCAAAGCCAACGGCGAGGAGUUUGAGGUCCGCUCCGAGUACAGCGACAAGCUGCCGCUGGGUGCCGAAGCCGUCACCAUCUCCCAAGAGAUCAACGGCAACUACCGGCAGCGCCCCCGCUGAGCCUCCC
This is a messenger RNA of Charadrius vociferus (killdeer), 2049 nucleotides long. RefSeq names its product immunoglobulin superfamily containing leucine-rich repeat 2 (gene ISLR2). Gene Ontology annotation, molecular function: protein binding. Bases 330 to 2042 code for a protein of 570 amino acids. NCBI's taxonomy places the organism in Eukaryota, Metazoa, Chordata, Aves, Charadriiformes, Charadriidae. The transcript has a single exon. The record is from RefSeq and is a predicted model, not a curated record.